Molecule: messenger RNA, 508 nt
Organism: Hipposideros armiger (great roundleaf bat)
Lineage: Eukaryota; Metazoa; Chordata; Mammalia; Chiroptera; Hipposideridae
Product: 60S ribosomal protein L27a-like
Exons: 1
Coding region: 17-508 (163 amino acids)
Biological process (GO): translation
Cellular component (GO): ribosome; cytosolic large ribosomal subunit
Molecular function (GO): structural constituent of ribosome
Source: RefSeq, a predicted model, not a curated record
CAUCUCAGCUGUCGACAUGCCAUCCAGACUGAGGAAGACCCAGAAACUUAGGGGCCACGUGAGCCACGGCCACGGCCACAUCGGCAAGCACCGGAAGCACCCAGGAGGCCGAGGUAAUGCUGGUGGCCUGCAUCACCCCAGGAUCAACUUUGACAAAUAUCACCCCAGUUACUUUGGGAAAGUUGGUAUGAGGCAUUACCACUUAAAAAGGAGCCAGAGCUUCUGCCCAACUGUCAACCUUGAUAAACUGUGGACCUUGGCCAGUGAGCGGACACGGGUAAAUGCUGCCAAAAACAAGACUGGAGCUGCCCCUAUCACUGAUGUGGUGCAAUCGGGCUACUACAAAGUUCUGGGGAAGGGAAAGCUCCCAAAGCAGCCUGUCAUCGUGAAGGCCAAGUUUUUCAGCAGAAGAGCUGAGGAGAAGAUUAAGGGUGUUGGAGGGGCCUGUGUUCUGGUAGCUCGAAGCCACAUGGAAGGAAGUUCAUUAAACUCAAGUGUUUUUCUCUAA